AUGGAAGUCCCUAAUAUAACUGAUCCUGAUAAAACGUUGGUUGAUAAUGAAAACCAUCAUGACACUGCCAGUGUCCUAAUUAAAACUAAUGAGGUGCUAUGUAAUGAAUUUAAUUUUAAAACAGAUCACUUAUCUGCAAAAAACUUAAGGCCUGAGAUUACUAAAUUAAAAUUGUUUUUAAAUGAAUUAACUAAAAAAGAACAGCAAUUAAAACAAUGUUUAAAAAUUAUUAGAGAAUAUAAAAAGGAAGAGGAAGUUACGAUGUUAACCCAGAAGUGGUAUCAAGUCAUUCAAUGCGAACUAAAUUAUUUGAUGAAUUCAACGCUUUUAAAAUUUGACAAAAUGGGAGGAUAUGAUGAGUUCAUCAAACGUGAAGUUGAAUUUGAAAAACAAAAACUAGAAUAUCAAUUCGAUGAUUCGUGGGAUGACCAAUACAAAACCAUCACUGAAUCUGAAGAUUUCCAAGCGUUAAGCAUUCAAGAACAAGAUGACUAUAAAGAAGAGAUUGAAAAUAAAAAGCUUGAAUUAGAAAAUCUAAAAAUGAAAAAAAUAGAGGAAAUAGAAUCAAAGUUGGUAAAUCGUAAAGAGUUUGAUAUGAAAGAGCUAUGUAAAAUGUUAAAUGUUGAUCAUGAUUAUGUGUUUAAUUACCCAAAUAACAAGGGUACAAUAAAUAAAUAA
Molecule: messenger RNA, 678 nt
Organism: Saccharomycodes ludwigii
Lineage: Eukaryota; Fungi; Ascomycota; Saccharomycetes; Saccharomycodales; Saccharomycodaceae
Gene: MEI5
Product: Mei5p
Exons: 1
Coding region: 1-678 (225 amino acids)
Source: RefSeq, a predicted model, not a curated record